AUGAAUGCUUUACGGAAAAACACACUAGUCGUCGAUUUGAGCGUUCUUCCCGUUCGACCGAGUGCGGGAAUCAUAAAACAAUUUCUCGAUGAGAAACUGAAGCUGGACAUAGGUUCUGUGAAGAACCUUCAGCUACACACCAUCCGUAAAUGCGUGCUCAUCGAGAUGUGUAGUUUGGAAGCAGCGGAAAAGCUGGCUUCGGCCCACCAUCUCAAGCAUUUAAUUGUUGCUGAGCAGAAGAGCUUCAACAUUCCCGUUUACAUCGAGGACAGUGCAAUUAACGUACGUAUCCACGACCUUCCACCCGCUGUACCGAAUGCAGUUGUUGCUGAACAUAUGCAGCAGUACGGAAAAGUGAAGUCAGUAGCGCGAGAACUUUGGAAAAAGUUUUUUCCCGGAGUUCCAAACGGCGUUCGUGUGGUGAGGAUCGAGCUCGCCAAGCAUGUGCCGUCUUUCGUUCGAAUAUCGGAUCACAUCACGACGGUUACCUACCGUUCACAAAUUGCUACCUGUCGCCAGUGUCAGCGCAAAGCACAUCCCGGUAAAAAGUGCUCCGAAGACAAAGGGGGGCACACAGUCAACCAACAGCCACCGAUCGCACACAAUGAGGCUGACAACCAGAUGGAUGUUACAAGCGAAUUGGAUCAACAGCGAGAUCAACAGAAAAAGCGUUCCGUGAGCAGUACUGUCGCAUCGUCCGUAAAAUCGCCGCCGAGGAAAAAACAAGUCACGCGUGGGAUUGAACACGAUCGUCAAACGACAGCAGCUGAGCCGAUAGAGGGUAAUCGAGAAACCGACAAGAAGGAAGACGAAAUUGUAUCACAUGACGACAGCGAUUCAGACUCCGGCCCAGAUCCAUCAUAUGAUGACGUCGACGCUUGGGAAGGAUUCCGGCCGAUGUCGGUCACUACAUCUGGCGACGAGGAGAAAGACGAAAAACGGGAAAAGUCUUCUGAAGAAAUCAAUGAAGCACUCAGCGACACGCCUGGGGAUGUUAUCGACUUUAACCUGUUCAGAAUCUCCGAUAGUCAAGUCAAUUCCGCCAUUGAUAAGACAAAACUCUCCUAUUCCGCCGGGCCGGAUCAGAUACCAUCCUGCGUAUUGAAGAAAUGUUCCAAUGCUUUCAUUAGGCCGCUUGUUUUACUGUUCAAUGCAUCCUUACAGCAACGUAAAUUCCCGACUGCCUGGAAGCUGUCAGAGUUGUUCCCUGUUCACAAGAAAGGAGAUAAGUCUAACAUUGAGAACUAUCGCGGUAUUACCUCGUUAUGCUCCACUUCGAAAGUUUUUGAAAUAAUCAUUAACGAUGCGCUUUUCUUCUCCUGUCGAAACUACAUUUCGACGGACCAACACGGCUUUUUACCUAAACGUUCAGUCUCUACUAACUUGGUGAACUUUGUUUCAAGUUGCCUCAAAAGCAUGGACUCCGGAUAUCAAAUAGAUGCUGUUUACACCGAUCUGAAGGCUGCGUUUGAUCGGGUUGACCAUGGCAUCCUACUUAGAAGGCUCGAAAGAAUUGGAAUGUCGACUCCGUUGGUCUGCUGGUUCAGAUCCUACCUUACGGAACGGACGGUGUGUGUAAAAAUUGGCUCAGAAAAAUCGGAGAUAUUCAGCAAUACUUCUGGAGUUCCUCAGGGGAGCAAUCUCGGUCCUUUGCUCUUCGUUAUUUUUAUCAACGAAAUUGCUGAACUUCUGCCACCGGGAUGCCGCGUAUUUUAUGCCGACGACGUUAAAAUCUUCAUGGUGAUCAAAUCGUUUGUCGAGUGUUUGGAACUCCAAAAUCAAAUUAGCGAUUUUCAAGCAUGGUGCUCUCGGAACUUUCUAACACUUAGCGUAGAGAAAUGUUUCGUCAUUUCCUUUCAUCGGAAGCUCAGACCGGUGAUAUUCAACUACCAACUGGAUGGAGUACUGCUGCAACGAGUUGAACAAGUUCGAGACCUAGGCGUUACUUUAGACAGUGCACUCACGUUCAAAGCCCACUAUACCGAAAUUAUCACCAAAGCCAACAAACAGCUUGGGUUUACGCUCAAAAUUUCCAGUGAUUUUCAUGACCCAACAUGCUUACGUUCACUGUUUUGUUCACUUGUUCGCUCUAUUCUGGAAUUUGGCCUUGUCGUAUGGUGCCCGUAUCACGCUAAUUGGAUAGCACGUAUUGAUGCAGUUCAAAAGAAAUUCGUGAAACAUGCACUCCGGAAUCUUCCGUGGCGCGAUCCUUCGAAUCUCCCUCCUUAUGAAGACCGCUGUCGCCUUCUUGGUCUGAAUACAUUAGAACGGAGGCGCUUCAAUGCCCAAGCUGUUUUUGUUGCGAAGAUAUUGAAAGGCGAAAUAGAUUCUCCAGCGAUUCUUGAACAAAUUAAUCUGUACGCUCCUGAGAGAGUACUUCGACAGCGUGAAUUCCUCCAGCUUGAUACACGGAAUGUACAAUACGGUGAACAUGACCCAAUUCGAUAUAUGUGCUCUUCUUUUAAUGCAGUGUUUGAUCUCUUUGAUUUUAAUUUGUCUUCAAGUAGUUUUAAAUUUCUGUUGUCGCAGAGACGUUAAAAUGAUACAAUUGUUAAUUGUUAAUUUUAAAUUGUGUUGUGUAUAUCGUGGUAUAGUUAGUUAUAUUUGUAGUAGUUUCUAUAUUCAUUAAGACCAAUGUAGCGUCAGAUGAGUUAAUAAAUAAAUAAAUAAAUAAAUAAAUAAAU
Messenger RNA from Aedes albopictus (Asian tiger mosquito), 2684 nucleotides. RefSeq lists its product as uncharacterized. The transcript is spliced from 3 exons. The record is from RefSeq and is a predicted model, not a curated record. NCBI's taxonomy places the organism in Eukaryota, Metazoa, Arthropoda, Insecta, Diptera, Culicidae. Bases 1 to 2538 code for a protein of 845 amino acids.